CCUCGCCCUCCUCCCUCUCUCUCCCUGCCCCUCCUGUCCCCCCCCCUCGUCACCACCAUCCUCGCCGGCCGCGCCGUGCCCCCGCGCUGCAGUUUUUGGCUGGCACGCCUCGGCGCGGCGGGUAUAGCGCAAGCUUCGACCCUCGCGCCCUCGUAUUUUCCGCAGCGCCCGCCGUAAUUAGCCAUGCCGGCCGACUCGGCUACGUGCAGCCUCGUGGAGGAGGAGUCCGAGCGCGCGGAGCUCGUGCGCCCCGGGCGCGGGGGCGCCGCGCGGGCGCCGGGCGCCGGGCCGCGCCGCGCCGCCGCGGCCCUGGCCGUGCUGCUGGUGGCGGGAGCCGCCGCCGCUGCCGUGGCGGCGCGGCGCGGCAGACUCGGCGGCGCCGCGGGGCGAGCGGCCGCCACGGCGGGGGACGCCUUGGGCCUGGCGCAGCAGAAGAAGGGCCACGUCGAGGAGAUCGAGGAGAUCACCGGCAAGGCGGAGGAGGACCCCUGCAGGAACCGCAAGGGCCAGGCGGGGCGCCGGCUGAAGUCCAAGACGAGGGCGCACGAGGUCGAGGAGAAGACGGAGAUCGAGAAGCUCCUCGCGCAGGAAAAGGCGGACAUAGAGAGCGAGGAGGACCCGUGCAAGCUGCCGGAGGAGGCCGUGCUGAAGGUGCAGAGGAUCAUUGACGAAGAGAUGGAGGGCGCGGAGUUCGCGGCCCAUGAGAAGGAGGUGAAGUACUUGAAGGAGGAGCUGAACAAGCUGCGGGGCUCAUCCAAAAAGCCGCACACCAAGAUCGCCAACGGCACGGGCAACAGCACAGCCAAGAACGGCAGCACAGCCAAGGCCAGCAGCAAGAAAAAGGCCCCCAACAUCACGCGCGGGCGGGAGCCGCCGCCCGCGUCCAACUGCUCCGACGCGGACGAGGACUGCCGGCAGACCCAGUGUUGCUCAGACCCCGGGCGCCAGUGCUACCCGAGGGAACGAGUGGUGGGCGAGCUGCCGGGUGGAAUGCGUCCCCGGCGUACCCGACCCCUCCGACCUGGAUUCCGAGGUCUGGACGUGCGAGGAGUACGGCAACCGCACGGCCGGCGAGGUGGUCGAUCAGGAGAAAUGCCACGACGUCGGCGACAAUUGCAUGACGAACCGAUGCUGCAAGGAUCCAGGCUUCGCCUGCUACACCAAGAACGAAACGUUCGGAAUGUGCCUGCUGGAGUGCACCCCUGGGUCUCAGUACUUCGACCUGGACAACGCGGACCCGUGGAGCUGCCGCCAGGCUGGGCCGGGCACGCCCUCUACGAUCGGCGACUGGGUGGAGGAGAAUUGCUCCGGGGAGGUGGACGACUGCAGCCAGACGAAGUGCUGCUCGACCGUCGGCUUCAUGUGCUACGCGAUGAACGAGG
Molecule: messenger RNA, 1382 nt
Organism: Prorocentrum cordatum
Lineage: Eukaryota; Dinophyceae; Prorocentrales; Prorocentraceae
Source: the annotation of a GenBank genome assembly